AUGUCAGGAAAAAUGAUGCGGUGGUUUUACUGCGUUCUUACUCUCUCCGUCACGCUGCUGCCGCUCUUGGCGCACGGUGAGGUGUCGUGGGGGAUGUACGGUUCGAGGAUGUCGUCUAUUGGAUUUGGCAGAAUUACUGCGGUCACCGCGGGCGCCGCUGUGGAAACGAGGGGAAAUUUCACGCUGCGAGAAGAACCACAGCCGUCACCAUGGAAGAAGAAGAAAGGUGUGGUGAUAGAAAGGAUCGGGGAGGCGGAGGAGUACAGUUAUCAUAUCCCUAACAAAAACGGUGUGAUCUCCGUCACGGUGGAGGCGGGUAGCAGACAUCUGCUGGAGUUUACCGGCGAGGCGGACAACAUGAUCAACAUCGUGGCACAACUCUUGGACAGUCGUUACGAUGAGAACAUCCAGCCGUCCAACUGUCUUGGCCUUUACAUCAAUGUGGAAAUACGUGUGAAGGACGAGAAUGAUGAGGGCGGGAAGUCGAGUGACGUGUGGAGCAGUGAAUCUGGUAGCAAGUCGUCGAGACGUAAACCUGUAAGUCCAUGGUCUUCAUUUUGGAACGCCAUUGCGACCAUCCUUGACAGCAGUGCCUUCUGCGAAAUCCUACCAACGGUAAUGAUGCGUGUUGCGCCGACCCCGGUUCCAACAGUGUAUCAGUUUAUUAUCAGCGCCCGCCAUGGGUAUGCGGCGCCGGCCAGCAAUUACAAAUGUCAGAUGCGUGUGUUCAUUGAGCAGGACCCUUCUGAGGAGAUGACUCGGAUGCAAAAUGUGUUUGCGCUUGGCUUGCCACUUGCCUUUCUUUUGUUGACAGCACCGUUUAUUCUGUGGCGCAUUGAUCUGCUUCCUGGCUAUCUCGUCGAUAUUGACGUUGUCAACUGGCUAUGGUACAUGCCGUACCUCCUGCGGGACACUUUCGUCAACGUGGCUGUGGGCUGUGGCACGACUAUAUGGGGACUUUACAAGGAACGACGAUCCAGGGAACAUCAACGUCGUUUGGAAGAACAGCACCGCCGCCUUACGGAGGAGGCACAGAGUUUGCCAAGUAUGCACGAAGAACCCACACCGUUUCCAUCGUUUCAACCGCAGCCGCAGCCAGGGACAUUUGCGGCUGCCGAUGUGGGAUUUAUGCCCGCCGGCAGGAACAACAGCAAUAAUAGUAAUAAUAAUAGUAAUAAUAAUAAUAAUAUUCACGACAACAGCAAUGGUAAUAACCCGACCAACGAUUGUAGCAGCGGGGGCAGCAGCGGUUGUUGUGAAAAGGAGCGGCGCGACUCAACUGUUGUUCAUAUCCUACCGCCACCACCACCCCAUCCGGGAACAACAUCGACAUCCCCUGCAGCUGCAGCAGAAACAGUGGAAGCCUUAGCGGAAGCAAGAGGAGAGGAAGUUGAUGUCAUCACGAGGAAGAAACAGAAUAAGGAGGAAAGGCAAAAACUUUUGAAUAACCGUGAGGAGUUUGGGGUCAAGCCCCAAUCAAGCGUGUCGUCAUCGCCUACGCGCGUCUUAAUUGCAGCGUCUCAUCUGCAUUACCGGCAUGGCAACAAGGAUAAAAACGCUUCUGCCGCAUCGGGCCCACGUGAGCUGUUGGAGACGUCAGCGCCAUGUGUAGUACAUGUGCAUACUUCUGCCGUUGAAAUGCAGGAAGGAGGGAUUGACGAGCUGGCAGAAGGCGGCAAUACUAGAUACCGAAAGAAUCCUUCUAGUGAAAGUCGUGCCUUUUUGUACAAGGAGGAAGAGCAGGAGGAAGAGGAGAACGUCUGUCGCAUUUGCCGUGACGGAGAGGAGGAAGAGAAGCUUGUGUCUGCGUGCGAGUGUACAGGCUCCGUUCGGUGGGUCCACCGCACAUGUCUGGACCGCUGGCGUAUGGAAAGUGCAAAACGUAACAUGCGUAAUGUAAAUCGAUGCGAAAUCUGUAAGAAGCCCUUUAACAUAUCCAUCCGGCGGCGCACACUUCUGUGGCAGAGUUCACGUCACCUUGUUCUUGGAGUCACACUUGCGCUCUCUUCCGUAGUCUUCUUCUUUGCUCUCACGGUGUUCCUUCGCAAGACGCUGGGGACGAUCUCCUGCAGAGCCCCAUGGCGCAGCGUUUCCUACACGACGAUGUUUAACCUGGAUGGCAUCAUGCUUACCUUGUUUGGUUACUUUAUGCUUGUCCUUUUGGCAACCUUUGCCUUUGCUCUUGUGUACAGCCGUUGGCACACACGCGAGGAAAUUGAGGCGCAUGUACAAGAAUUUCAAGCCCUUCCAGAGUUUUGGACGUUUCGAAAUACGACGAAGGUUGUGGCGGUAUAUGUAAUAGGUAUUGGGCAGGCCCUUUGCCUUGGUUACCUAAUGAAAUUGUGGAUAUAUCGUACCAGCAAUGUGGUAUGGAACUGGGAAGCUUCCCCUUCUAUUGGUGCGGUAUUGUACAUGACAUUCCUUACUCUCGGCAUGAGUACCGUUCGUGCUGGACGUGAAUUUUUUUAUAACCAAACUUUAUCUAAUGCAUCAGAUAUUGUAGUAGUGGAUCAAAGACAAGAACAAGAACAACAAAAUGAAGAAGAAAGAGCAGAAGGCAAUGUAGGCUCUCAAGACCAAACGCCACCCACCAUUGAAGGGUCAUACGAAACUUCACAAGUGGUUGCUGUACCACCACAUCUACGCCCAAUCCGUGCGAUGGAAUACUGUCCGAGACGUCCUGUUGGUCGAACAUAG
Molecule: messenger RNA, 2697 nt
Organism: Trypanosoma cruzi
Lineage: Eukaryota; Euglenozoa; Kinetoplastea; Trypanosomatida; Trypanosomatidae
Exons: 1
Coding region: 1-2697 (898 amino acids)
Biological process (GO): protein polyubiquitination
Cellular component (GO): cytoplasm
Molecular function (GO): ubiquitin protein ligase activity; zinc ion binding
Source: RefSeq, a predicted model, not a curated record